Molecule: messenger RNA, 126 nt
Organism: Funneliformis mosseae
Lineage: Eukaryota; Fungi; Glomeromycota; Glomeromycetes; Glomerales; Glomeraceae
Source: the annotation of a GenBank genome assembly
AUGAAGAUAGAAUUAAAAGAAAAAUUGAGACUUCUGAAUAAUGCAACCUUUGUCAAAAACGCGAUAGAGAAAGAAAACGUAUUAAAAGGUCGAAUGAAAAUGCUGAACAAUGAAAAAUCUGUUUAA